GCUUUCCUCCCUCUCUCCCUGCCUCUUGCACGGGGCUGAGGGGCUGGGAGGGAGACUGGGUGCCUGGGGCAGCAGCAUCCCUAGCCGGACAGUCGCUGGCUGGCCGCAGCCUCCUCCAGUUCCCCGGAGGCGUGAGCGGGCUGGAGACAGCCUCCUGCUGCCUGGAUCUCUCCGGACGCUGGGAAGUCCUCGGGUUUGGAGAGAGGAAAGGGGACCGGCUAGGAGGAGGGGGCCAAGGAGGCGGAGGGACCGGCAAAGCCUCUCUUCUGCGGCUCUUGGCUGACAGCCCUGCUCGCCAGAGAAGCACAUCUCCGCUUUCCCCCUUGCCCCUGCGGCCGGUGAGAGCCCCCGCCGGCAGCACCCAGCUGCCUGAAGUCUGGGAGCGCCCAGCCCCUCGCAGCUCUUCCCUAUGGGGAUCCGAGAGUUUCCAAACGGCGCACCCAGGGGCAAAACCAUCACGAUUGGCAUGAGGAGGUCACCCGACGUCAGCCCCCGGAGGCUGUCGGACAUCAGCCCCCAGCUCAGGCAGCUCAAGUACUUGGUGGUAGAUGAAGCGAUCAAAGAGGAUUUGAAAUGGUCCCGAUCCGUGGAAGACCUCACCAGCGCGUCGGUGGGGCUCACGUCUAUUGAGGAGCGGAUCCUGCGCAUCACUGGCUACUACGGCUACCAGCCCUGGGCAGCCAGCUACAAAAGGGAUGAGCGCCCUCGGGACUCUCCAGCUCCAACAGAGACCCAAAUGCCAGCUGGAGUGGAGGCUGGAGGGAGAGCCGGACAUUGCUGUUGGAAAUGCUCCAGAGAGCAGCUCAAGAAGUUUUUCUGGGGUGUGGCAGUGGUUUUGUGCAUCUGUUCUUCAUGGGCGGGCUCUACACAACUCGCCAAGCUGACCUUCAAGAAAUUUGAUGCCCCUUUUACCCUGACGUGGUUUGCCACCAACUGGAACUUUUUAUUCUUUCCUUUGUACUAUGUGGGACAUGUUUGCAAGUCCACAGAGAAACAGUCUUUAAAGCAAAGAUACAGGGAAUGCUGUCGAUUUUUUGGAGACAAUGGCUUGACGGUAAAGGUGUUUUUCACCAAGGCAGCCCCCUUUGGCGUUCUUUGGACACUCACAAACUACCUAUACUUACAUGCAAUAAAGAAAAUAAACACUACGGAUGUCUCCGUGUUGUUCUGCUGCAACAAAGCCUUUGUGUUCUUGCUCUCGUGGAUCGUUCUCAGGGACAGGUUCAUGGGAGUCAGGAUUGUGGCUGCCAUCCUUGCAAUCGCUGGGAUCGUGAUGAUGACUUAUGCAGAUGGAUUCCACAACCACUCGGUGAUAGGCAUAGCAUUGGUGGUGGGGUCAGCUUCAAUGUCUGCUCUUUAUAAGGUUUUGUUCAAACUUCUCCUAGGCAGUGCUAAAUUUGGAGAAGCAGCCCUAUUUUUGUCCAUAUUGGGUGUAUUCAAUAUCCUUUUCAUCACCUGUAUUCCUAUCAUUCUUUACUUCACCAAAGUGGAAUACUGGAACUCUUUCGAUGACAUUCCAUGGGGAAACCUUUGUGGAUUCUCAGUUCUCUUAUUGACAUUCAAUAUUGUAUUAAAUUUUGGAAUUGCUGUUACAUAUCCAACUUUGAUGUCACUUGGAGUUGUACUAAGUGUGCCUGUGAAUGCAGUGGUAGAUCACUACACAAGCCAAAUUGUCUUCAAUGGAGUUCGGGUCAUCGCCAUUAUUAUCAUCGGCCUGGGCUUUCUCCUACUGCUAUUACCAGAAGAGUGGGAUGUCUGGUUGAUCAAACUGCUCAUGCGCCUCAAAGUGAGGAAGAAGGAGGAGACAGCUGAAGGCAAUGGAGAUAUAGGCUCUGGACUACAGACCAAAAGCAGAAGGACCCGCCCAUCCUUUGCGCGUUAAUGUCACUCACUCAUGAGGUAGUGGUAACAAACAUGUGAUUCAAGGUUCAAAGGUCUUAUCUCGCAAAAGGGCACAUAUGUCCAAUGUGGUGUACAUAAGUGUACAGUUUUGGUAUCUUACAGUAAGUCACCCGGUAUUUAUGGGCAUGUCCAAUUUGCUUGCACUUUUUUCACAUCAGACCUUUCACUUAAGAAUACCACUUGCGUAUGGAGGAAAAACAGAAAAAACAAAAAAGAACCUCUCAGCUCUUUUUAAAUGAAUGUAACAUUAAGAUUAUCUUUGCAUCAAUUGUUUGGGAGACUUGGGAGACAGGUUUUCAUGACAAGCUGAGGCAACUGGUUUUCACAACAAGCCGGGACAGCCAUUUUGAAUCUUAGCAACUGAAUAUAUUACAUUACACACUGUGACUUUUUUUUAAAGCUAGAGUAAGUCAUACUUUGUUUUCUACCAGAGCUCUACUCUUAAUUUUAUGGAGUUUCAAUGAACCAAAAGAUAAUCGAAGGUGUGUUUUGGUUGGAAUGUAGGAUGUAGGGAAGAGAAAAUAGAAAGGCUAAUAUGUAUUGGGCUAUCUGCUGUGACUGGUCAGGAAAAAGAAGUCAGUUAAAGAGAGAAAGGCUCUGCAUGAAGGAAAUUAUGAAAGAAAAAUAUCAGAGCCUCAGCUGGUCUUUUUCUGCAUGUGUCCAUUUAAGAUCAUGCAAGAGAAAUUACAGUGCCUUCUAAAGAAUUUUCAUCUUUACCUUUGUGCAGCAAGGUGACAUUGUAAGUCACCAGCGCCAUCUUAUAAUGUAGAUGUAGGGAUCUUUAAAAACAAAUUCUAUUAUAAAUACAUAUAUAAAUAUAUAAAACCACAAAGCUGAUGACCAGAUAUGUAUGUACAUAUAUAUAUGAAUAUAGGAAUACAGUUUGUGAUGUACAAUAUUGAUUAAAAGGUAGACUAAGAGAAGGUGAAUCGCUAGUUGCUUUGACUUCAUGGUCAGAUAUUUUAAAAUGAUUUACUGAAAAUGUAAACCUUUUUAUGAAACUUUUAAGCAACAGGCUAUUUACUUAUAUAAUUUAGGUCUACCAGAAAAUUCUAUCUGUGAUAGAUCUGUAAAGAGGAAAAGGGGUGGGGUUAUAGUUUACUAUUUUUGAAGUUUACAUUGUUACAUAUGAAAUGGAAACAUUAUUUUGAAAUGUUGUCAUAACCCAAUGGUGCAUUCUGUAACCAUGGAGUUCUUUGUUUCAUGGGAAAAGGGGCAUUCAUGAAUUGAAAUUUUUAGCAAAUUAAUAUUCGCCAAGUCCAUUACCUGUUUGGUUAAACAGAUGAAUAAAAAAAAAAUUGGACAAAGUUAGUGACCUACUCUUUUUAUUCGCCAUUCCAUUUGUACAGUUUCUUUUUUAUGGCCGUAGGUUAAAUAUUUUCUAUAGCUCUCUCCCUCUUAUAAUUUCAUGUACAUAAACACACACUCCUACAUAUCCCCAACAAGUAUCCCCCUCUUUCACUGCAUUGGGGAUACCAAAGCCUACCACAUACCAGUUGGCCAUCUCUGAUUUUUAAAAAAAUGACAGAAUCCAGUUCUCUAAAUCAGGUCAUUCAAGACUUCUAGACCAAACCUUUGAACCUUUAUCUUUAAUCUUUAUCUUUAAGCCAAGAGAUUAUGAAAGAUGAAGAGGCUGAGAAUUUUGAAUGGAUAAAACUCUCUAAACUCUUCUUUCAUAAUAUAAUGAAUCUGUGUUUGUCAUAAGAAUUUUGCUAGAAAUCUCUGUAAAGAGGACAUAGACAAGUUAAAUGUGUCUUUAUCCUUCAAGUUAUAACUCAUUCAAUCUCCAAGACCCAUUAUGAUCUAAAGUAAGACAAUGCCAAUGGGAACAGUCAGCCCUUGAUCAUCUCUUGACCAAUCCAUGGAGUGAAUGUUUGUUGAAAAAUAGUGAAUUUCAGUCCCUUUAUAUCUGAAGAAAUGCUUAUACCCUUCAUAUGCCUGGGAAGGUAGCUGACAAAAAAAAAUGAAGAUGUUUUGAGAUGAUCCACUUGCCUUUUAAGAGCAAAACAACUUCUUGGCAUAUGAGCACUAAAUGAGUCCCAUGGCCCCUGGACAAUGCUGAAGACAAGAGCAAAAGAGGACACGUAUGAAGAUGCAGAGAUGUUUUGAAAUAUAGAGGAAGGAAAUUGAGGAUGCUCACCUCCUCUAGUCUCCUAAUUCUCUGUGAAGAAGGACAUAAAGCCUUCUAUUGAUUAUGAAGGGAGGAGAAUAGGUGAGAAUUUGGGACUUAGCAUUUCUCAAAAGCCAUUUUCUUCAGAUGAGAAGAGAUUAAAAUUCUCUAUGUUAAGAAUCAGAAAGAUUUGAAAUAAUCCUCAUGGGAAAUUCAAUACGGAGUAAAAGGACUAUUGAGCAGUGGUAAAAAUCCAAUUGAUGUUAUUCUCACGCAUAUUAAUCUCCUAGAAUAAAAUAGGUUUACCACUAUACCACUAUGUAGACUGCAACUUCCAUUUCACUUGGAAGCCCCCUUUCUGUUUCUUUCCUCCACAAUGUGACCAGAUCAGUUGGAUCUGGAGGGGAUAGAUGUGAGUGACCCAUUUAUUGAGAGUAAAAAGGUUUUUUUUGCCAUCACUGCUCCUUACUUAGACUACUGCAGUAGCCUCCUAACAAGCCCCUGCCUCCAAUAUCUCCCCUCUCUGACCUGUUUUCCACACAGCUGCCGAUAUGAAAUGUCUAAAGCUCAGUUUUGACUCUGGGACUCCCCUGCUCAAUAUACUCCAGUGGCUCCUUCUUAUCCCUAUGAUCAAAGACAAACUCUUCUUUUUGGAAUUUAAAGUCCAUCACAACCUAGCUUCAACUUGAUAUUCCUGCCUUAUUUACUCCCUUUAAUUAUACAUUACUCCUUCACUAUAGAAUUGAGCCAUUCUGGCCUUCUCACUAUUCCUCACAUAUCACAUUUUAUCUCUAGUCAUCAAACCUUUGCAAUGACUGCCCCCAUACCUGGAAUACCCUUUCUUCUCAGGACUGCCGUUGAGAAUCCCUUGGUUUUCUUCAAAACUCCAUUCAAUCACUACUUUCUACUAAUUUUUUUUUUGGUGGGGCAAUGAGGGUUAAGUAACUUGCCCAGGGUCACACAGCUAGUAAGUGUCAAGUGUCUGAGGCCAGAUUUGAACUCAGGUCCUCCUGAAUCCAGGGUCAGUGCUUUAUCCACUGCACCACCUAGCUACCCCUCAAUCACUACUUUCUACAAGAGCCUUGUCCAAUGCCCUCUGCUGCUAGCACCUCCCUACCAGAAUUACUCUCUAUUUAUUUUGUACAGACCUAUCUGUGUACAUGUUGUCUCCUCAAUAGACUGUAAGCCCCUAGAGGGCAAGGACAAUUUCAUUUUGGUUUUGUAUCCCCCAUGCCUAGCAUA
This is a messenger RNA of Dromiciops gliroides (monito del monte), 5254 nucleotides long. RefSeq names its product solute carrier family 35 member F3 (gene SLC35F3). The transcript has 8 exons. The coding region runs from base 410 to 1882 and encodes 490 amino acids. The record is from RefSeq and is a predicted model, not a curated record. Lineage: Eukaryota; Metazoa; Chordata; Mammalia; Microbiotheria; Microbiotheriidae. Gene Ontology annotation, cellular component: membrane. Gene Ontology annotation, biological process: thiamine transport.